CUCCGCCCCCAGGCUCCUCGCAGCGCCGUGGGAGGCCCGGGAAGUGGCCCAGGAGAAGGCCCCGGAGGAGGGAGGCCGGUCCGUCCGUCCAUCCACCCGCUCCCUCGGCUUGUCGUCGCCUUCCCUGCAUCAUGUGUGCCUGUCCCGGCUCGGCGGAGGACCGCUGCUGCCCCCGGGUAGCAUCGGUGCAGGAUAAAGAGCAUCCAAGAAAUCUGAUUCCAGAGCUCUGCAAGCAGUUUUAUCAUUUGGGCUGGGUCACUGGGACUGGAGGAGGAAUUAGCCUGAAGUAUGGCAAUGAAAUCUACAUUGCUCCAUCAGGAGUACAAAAAGAACGAAUUCAGCCGGAAGAUAUGUUUGUUUGCGACAUAAAUGAGCAGGAUAUCAGUGGACCUCCAUCAUACAAGAAUCUAAAGAAGAGUCAAUGUACUCCUCUCUUUAUGAAUGCUUAUACCAUAAGAGGAGCUGGAGCAGUGAUCCACAGUCAUUCGAAGGCUGCCGUCAUGGCUACCCUUAUCUUUCCAGGACAUGAGUUUAAAAUUACGCAUCAAGAGAUGAUAAAAGGAAUCAGAAAAUGUACCUCAGGAGGGUGUUAUAGAUACUAUGAUACACUAGUGGUCCCCAUUGUUGAGAACACACCUGAAGAGAAGGAUCUUAAAGAACGAAUGGCUCAAGCAAUGAAUCAAUACCCGGAUUCCUGUGCUGUAUUAGUGAGGCGUCACGGAGUAUAUGUAUGGGGAGAGACUUGGGAAAGGGCCAAAACCAUGUGUGAGUGCUAUGACUACUUGUUUGAUAUUGCGGUACAGAUGAAGAUGAUAGGAUUGGACCCUUCAGAGCGUCCAGCUGGCGAAAAUGGAAUUGUAUAACCGUUACAGAAGUUAUUUGUAGCUAAUGAGCCCAGAAUUUCUACCCUGCUUGUAUUGUACUCACCCAAGCACUUAGUAUAGUGUUCGGCACGUAAUAAGUGCUCAAUAAAUAUCUUUAGUGAUGAUGCUUGUAUAGAGAUUUUGUAUUCUUAAGGGGCAUGUUACACUAUUACUGAAAACUUUGAUAUACCGUGACAAUAGGAAUAAUAUAUUUGAUCACCAAGUUUUUUGGUGGGCAUUUGAAUUCACAAUUUCCCAAGGUAUGCCAUUUGAUUGCCUUCCUUUACACUACUUUACUACAUCUGGGAAGAUUUGUCGUGAAAUCUAGUCUAGCUGCUACUGUCCAUUUGCUGCCCUUGAUAAUACAAGAUGAGUAACUAUUUUUAAUAAACAUAUUGAACUCAGCGUGUCCAGAA
Molecule: messenger RNA, 1279 nt
Organism: Ornithorhynchus anatinus (platypus)
Lineage: Eukaryota; Metazoa; Chordata; Mammalia; Monotremata; Ornithorhynchidae
Gene: APIP
Product: APAF1 interacting protein
Exons: 7
Coding region: 132-863 (243 amino acids)
Cellular component (GO): cytoplasm
Molecular function (GO): metal ion binding; methylthioribulose 1-phosphate dehydratase activity
Source: RefSeq, a predicted model, not a curated record